Molecule: messenger RNA, 345 nt
Organism: Saccharomyces kudriavzevii IFO 1802
Lineage: Eukaryota; Fungi; Ascomycota; Saccharomycetes; Saccharomycetales; Saccharomycetaceae
Gene: YKE2
Product: tubulin-binding prefolding complex subunit YKE2
Exons: 1
Coding region: 1-345 (114 amino acids)
Biological process (GO): chaperone-mediated protein complex assembly; protein folding
Cellular component (GO): cytoplasm; prefoldin complex
Molecular function (GO): protein-folding chaperone binding
Source: RefSeq, a predicted model, not a curated record
AUGUCUGAAUUAGGUGCGGAAUAUCAACAUUUACAAAGUGAAUUGGAAGAGUUUAUCGUGGCAAGACAAAAAUUAGAGACCCAGUUACAAGAAAACAAGAUUGUAAAUGAGGAAUUCGACCAAAUAGGGGAUGACACACCUGUGUAUAAGCUAACUGGCAAUGUUCUUUUACCGGUAGAACAAAGUGAAGCACGUGGCAACGUGGACAAAAGAUUAGAAUUCAUUGAAACAGAGAUUAAAAGAUGCGAAAGGAACAUAAGGGAGAAACAAGAUGAACUGGAAAAGGUGAGGAACGAAUUAAUUAAACUAAAUAAUGCUACGGCAGUUGUCGGUGCAGAAAGGUGA